CGCCAGACUCCAUUGCCCGUGAUCGAUGUCGCAAUAUGCUUCAUCAUGGCCGCUGGGCGGAACCUCUCAUCGAGAAUGAUGGUAGUCGCGUCUGGGUGCCUCCAGGAUGCAUCCUUUAUCAUCACAAGACUCCCCAUAUCCAUGACUGCCUCUGGAACCGCAGCUUGACCAUCCGCGGUGAUGACAGCGCACAUCAACUUUUUCAGGCUCUCCUCACAAGUCUGGAUGUUGGCGCAGUUGAUUCCAACUGGAACAACAUUGGGGAAAAUAUCACUGUGUUCACAAAUGGUUCGAGAAUAUCCUUUGUCUGGGACGAGUUCUUGAAUAGCGGACCAACCCUUGAUAUGAAACGCGCUGGUUCUGUUCGUGAUUAUCUGCAAUCCCUUGCAGUCGAGAGGUAUGAUGACCACUAUGAAAUCUCGAUGAACUCUGCAGGUCUCGUGGCUCUUGAACGCUCACAUCGACCGCAUCUAAUCCGCCUCACCGAACACGACACUGGCCGCGGCGACCCCCCCUUUACUAUCUCCAUGCCCUUGGAAGUUUACCCUAUGAUGAUCGAGGACUGGCCUUCAACGUGGAGGCACAAUAAUAUGAGCAUCGAACAUAAAAUCAUGUUCACACAAGCCGAGGUGUUGUUUAAUCUUUUGUGCAGUAACACCGUUGAUCGAGCUUCAAACGAGUCUGGGGCAUAUUGCUGCUCCCCACACGUUAAUUCAACAUGGGUUCAGAAGAGUUUGAUUUGGGCUGGAACAUACAUGGCAGUGUGCCUUGUACUGCUGCCAGUCUCGUUAUGGGCGAAACUGUGCCGCUCACUUUCACUCACUUCCCUCCCAACUUCUGCUCCUUCGCAGAUAGUUGGCGCCCUCGCUACCCUAUGGUUGGCCGCAAUCUAUUGUUAUGUCGCAGACAGGACAAUGUACUUCGAAAAGACCCCCAAAGUUGUCAACAUGGGAAUGUUUCUCUCCAUGCUAGCCAUUGCACUUGUUGUGGGUCUAGCUACGUUGCAAUCAGCUCAUUCCCCAAAGAUUGAACACCGGAAACACGCUGUCGCCACCACCGUGCCGCGCCUUGUGUUAUUAUCGAGACCACAGACGGAAGAAUGGAAAGGUUGGAUGCAGAUUGUCAUCCUCUUAUACCAUUACUUUGGAAUGUCAAAGGUGCUAUGGGUAUACCAAUUCGUUCGCUUAUUGGUUGCAUCAUACCUAUUCAUGACAGGGUACGGCCACACCAUGUAUUUCCUUACCUCGAAUGAUUUCUCUCUUCGAAGAGUGGUGAAUGUCACGCUACGCACCAAUAUGCUCAACAUUCUGCUGGCUUUUGUCAUGGGCACCCAGUACGAUCUUUACUAUUUCCCCGCCUUGUCUACUCUCUGGUUCCUAAUCAUAUGGAUCACUAUCCCAAGGGCCACCUCUGCUGGGGCGCAGAUGUCACGAGUCAUAAUGCAGAUUAUCGCGUCGGCGGCUGUCGUUAGCGUUGUCAUUACACACGGUCAUACUGCGCAAGGUUGGCUGGCUGAAAUAGAUAGUCUCGGCUUGCACAUACUGAAAAUCGAAACUCACGAGUUCCUUUUUCGAUUUCGACUCGAUGCCUACAUCGUCUUUGCCGGGAUUCUUGCCGCAUUGGUGUGCUCAAAGUGUCGAUACGACGGCACUCGACUUCAUGAUAUGACGCUAGCCUGGAGUCGUUCGAUGGCCACACUUGUUCUCCUCGUGUCUAUCUCUAUAAUUGCUUUGUAUGUUGUCUUCUGCUGGCAAUUCAAGGAUAAGUAUAGCUAUAAUCGGUGGCACCCAUUCAUUUCGCCCUGGCCAGUCAUGGCAUACGCAAUACUCAGAAACUCGACUGGCCGUCUAAGGGCGUACCACAGUCGCCUAUUCGCGUGGUUCGGUCGGUGCUCGCUGGAGACAUUCGUGCUGCAGUUCCACAUUUGGCUCGCUGCGGAUUCUCGCGGGCUUCUACGCCUUGGACUUGCGAAUGUACUGCUUCACACUUACCGAAUCAAAUGGAGCUUCUUGUACGAUCUUGUUGAUUUCGCAAUCAUUUCGGCACUGUUCCUCUGGGUGAGUAAUUCAACGGCUGGAGCAGUGCCGACUCUCACGCGAAUCUUCAUUCGAGAUGACCUAGACGAAGCCGUUCUCGGGCGAGACCUGGAGCACGAGUCGCAGGCAACCACACUCCCAAAGAACUCGGGUAAAAUUGGUUUGCGAGCAAGGGUUUUCAUCAGUUUGAUAGCCUUGUGGAUUCUCAAUGCCGCCUGGUACUGGCUGACAUGA
Molecule: messenger RNA, 2270 nt
Organism: Exophiala oligosperma
Lineage: Eukaryota; Fungi; Ascomycota; Eurotiomycetes; Chaetothyriales; Herpotrichiellaceae
Exons: 1
Coding region: 36-2270 (744 amino acids)
Source: RefSeq, a predicted model, not a curated record